Bolinopsis microptera is the source of this 4938-nucleotide messenger RNA. RefSeq lists its product as uncharacterized. The record is from RefSeq and is a predicted model, not a curated record. NCBI's taxonomy places the organism in Eukaryota, Metazoa, Ctenophora, Tentaculata, Lobata, Bolinopsidae. The transcript is spliced from 33 exons. Bases 22 to 4938 code for a protein of 1638 amino acids. Gene Ontology annotation, molecular function: endonuclease activity. Gene Ontology annotation, cellular component: nucleus.
UAGGCUCAUGACGACAUAAAGAUGCAGAGCCUCUCGUUUUUGGUUUUCGCAGCUUUCUGUCUGGUUGUCAGUGAUACAGCGCGAGCGGAUCCCAUCACAGUCGAACCAGAUGAAUGGCACGAGACACCGUUUUUGACAGAUAUCAACCUUCCCAACCAAAAGAAUGUUUAUAUGAAGACUGAUCUGACGAUUGGAAGUGGCACAGAUUUGAGAAUCAACUAUAAAAACAAUGCCGGUGACACGACAGGAUCUUUCGUAUUAAGAUUCUCAUCUCCACCAAAGUAUGGUUUCCUUAAGUGUACAGACUUUAUGAAUCCAAGUCAAGACCUUCCUGCUGAUUUGCCCGCUAAAGAUGAUUAUGGCUAUAGGAUCUUCAAAGUAGAAAUGCACGGAACAAAUGGUUUGAAGAUCAGUUGCAACGAUGAGUUGCUGAUCACUUUCGAACCUUCAGACGCAGCGUGCACGGGAUGGUCGACAUUGUGGGUAAAUACGUGGGAAAAAAACAAAGAGCUGAUAAACUUUGACUUUGACAGAGGAGUAAACGUGUUCAAAAUCUCAAGUUUGGAAUCCGCAGGCUCCAGUGCAGAGCAAUGGAAGGACAAACCGCUCUGGCCGGAGGAUAUUGAAAUUCCCGAAGGAGUUGUUUAUCUGAAGACUGAUAUGACGAUCGGAAGUGGCAUCAAUUUGGUAAUAAACUAUAACAACAAUGCCGGCAAAAAUGCAGGGGGUUUCAAAUUACAGUUCUCAAAUCCACCAAAAUAUGAAUUCCUCUCUUGUACAACAAAUCGACGCCUUCGGGUUGAUUUGCCCGCUAAAGAUGAUGAUGGUUUUAGGAUCUUCAAAGUAGAAACGCACGGAGCAAUGGGUUUGAAGAUCAGUUGCAACGAUGAGUUGCUGAUCACUUUCGAACCUUCAGACGCAAUGUGCACAGGAUUUAGUUUUUGGAGAAUGGUGUGGGAAUCCAACAAAGAAAGGAUAGACUUUCAGUCUGACUACGGAGUAACAAAGUACAAAUUUUCAAGUACGGAAUCCAAAGCUCACUCUUCUGAAACCUCUUCCUCUACAUUCUCAACCUUAUCAUCAACUUCAUCAUCUUCAUCAUUAACAUCAUCACCCCUGUCUUCAUCGUUGGUGGUGUGUGCAAGAUUUAGGUCCAGUUCGUCAACAGAGAUGGCGUUCAAUCCUAACUUGAGGGAGCUUAUUGACAUCUUUCAAGGCACACUUGAAGAAAAUGUUGUUUCAGGGGUGUUUCAUGACAUGCAUGGAAAUGGAGGAGAAGCCAUUCAGAUACUGCGCCAACUUCAAGACAGCAUGGGAGUUCAAAAUUCUCAACCUACUCCUGAUCGGACAGUACAGAAUAAUAGAGGGACCUGGAGUCAAAAAUCAAAUCUUACGGCUCAAGGGACAAACUUUACAGUGUCAAACAGGGUUAGAGAUACUAGGCGACUUAAUCCAGAUAAAGUAAAAAUACCAGGAUAUCACGACAAAAAAGCUCUGUACAUCAUGAGAGGAUUGUCAGGCAGUGGAAAGACGACUUAUGCGAAAAAGAUAAUCAGUGAACUUGGUAGUGGAGACAUUUUCUCCUCUGAUGACUUUUUUAUGCUUAAUGAAGCUAAUGAGUACCGGUUUGUUCAUGCUGAUCUACAGAUAGCUCACACGUGGAAUCAACAACGUGUGGAGGGAGCGUUGUCUGAAGGAUUGUCUCCAGUAAUAGUGGACAACACUAACACUCAGUUCUGGGAGAUGAGACCUUAUGUUAUUGCUGGAGUAGAGCAAGGGUACAACUGCUAUUUCAUUGAGCCUCCCACAGAAUGGAAGUUCAAAAUUAAUCAACUGUUCAGGAAAUCUAAACAUGGUCUAAACAAGGGUCAGUUGGUGGCUGCACUCAAACGAUACGAGAAAAAUCCAACUGUAGAAAAAGUCAUUGGGCCAGCCUACAUGUCAAAACUAAAGCAUUCCCACUGUGCAGGAGAGAACAGCGAUGCUGCAGGAUACGUUCCUUUCACCACUGUGAAGAAUGAUAGGAAUGAUAAGAAUGAUAAGAAUGAUAAGAAUAAGAACAAUGAUAGGAAUAAGAACAAUGAUAAAAGAGGAAAGAAUGGGAAAUCUACUGAGGGUUCUCUUGUCCCGUAUAUUUUAUCAGACUCUUCUGACGACCCAGCAGAUCGAGAUAAGGGUUCUGAAAAACGUGGUACCCCUCAAAAUGAGGGUACAAGUGUUAAGAAUAGGGAAUACAAUAACAAUAGUAAAUGCCCUAAAGUAAGAACUCAAUCCCCAGUUCCAAGGGCAGUAUGGGACUCGGGAUCUGGCGAUUUAGGGAUGUCGGGAAAAAAAUCCAAGGAAAAUAUAUCUCAGUUUAGUUGUCUAAAACAAGAUGACACUACUUGGGGUUUAAGAAAUGCGGAGUCUGACGAAAAUGAGGACUGGGACCAAGACAUGAGUGUGUGGCUAGAAGACAUAGCAGCCAGGGAGAUGGAGGAUGAGUUGCUAGAUAAAUUGGAAAAACAGCAAUCCACAGAAAUAGAAGAGGAUUUCAGUGUGGUAAUCGACAUUCAUAAACUGAGAGAGGAUAGUGUUAAGAAGCUGUCCACUUGGGAUAAUGAGAAAUAUAUAAAAACAGGGGUACCCCAGGGAUGCAAUAACGCUAGCAUGAGGAAUGUUGUGUCCAAUGAUAGGCCUGACAGAGACAUUCCUGUGGAUUUAUCUGGUUACGAUAUAGACAUUCCGGAGUUGGAGGAUUCUGAUGAGGAAAUAGAAAUGGAGAGAGAUCUGGGGAGGGUCUCCAGUGAGCCUACAAUGAUAAGAUAUGUGUCUGAAGUAUUCAGCUUGGUGGAGAUAUGCCGAAGGAAGCUAAAGACGUUGUUGAAAGUUUCAUAUCACAAUUCAGCAGAAUAUUGGAGUGCUCACACUGAAGCAAAGAAGCUAACAGCACUGAGAUGUGAUAAAGAGCUACCCCUACCAUCACCACAACCUGAUCAGGAGAUCACAUCACCCAACCAACAUGUCAUCUCUCCUCAUCUCCUAGAGCCUUAUGUUGUUGUCUAUGAGGACCACGUGACUCAGGGCCACGUGACUGAGGACCACGUGACAAAGGACCAUGUGUCUCCUCCUAAACCAGUUGUACGUAAAAAGACGCAGUGUGUAAAAAAGUUAGCAGAAAUAAUGUUACACGGAGAAGAGCCAGAAAAGGAGCCUGAAACAGAGAAACCAGAGCCAACAACUUCAGAGGAGAGAGUAUUCAGUUUGAGAGAGCUGGAAACCAUUAAUAAAGUGGAGGCCAUCAUUGGUCCGAUGGAGAAGGAGAGACUGGUCUCGAUAUGCGAGGAAUGUGACUGGGACGAAGAUGACAUUCUGGAAUGUAUUCUUCUCAAGGAGAGUUUGAGAGAAAUAACAGUAGAGACGAUAAAAGAGGAAAGUGCCAACUUGAACAAGUUGAUUCAAAACGAACCACCCUCCAUAAGGACGUUGUUGAAUCUGGGAGAGACAGUACAAAGUGGAUCUGACAGAGGGGAUGAGAGCGAGAUAUCAAGCAACAGCACUGCUAGUAAAACUAGAUACGACAGUAAAGACGACACGGAGGUCACAACGCUGGUUCUACCACCAAAAGUUAUCAAAACAUUGACGGACAUGUUCGGACAAAUCGUCGGUUUACCCAGUGACAAGAAUACUAAGAUCCCGGUCAACUCUGAGCUCGCUUCUCUGCUGCAUUCUGCACUUUAUUUCGCGCACAUCGACGGAAAGAUCACUAAUGCGAAUAAAGGGAAGGAGAAAAUGAGACCGAUGAAAUUACAGAAAAGGAACCUACCUCUAGUGGUUCCUACAGCAUCGUCAGUUCCUUUCAGCGAAAUAGUUCAAUAUCAGAGCAAGCUGCCAGAACGGAAGGGGAAGAUAAAGAAGCUGGUUGCUGCGUACCCUGGAAUGGACGAACAUUUUCUGGAGAGUGUUCUCUUAUCUUGCGGAAACGAACUACAACUAGCUAUGAGCGCUUUGUCGACUGAAAGUGUCCGGUUACAAUAUCUGGAUGACGAGGAAAAGCUAUACAGUUCCAAGACAGAGUAUACUCCCGAGCGCCCAAAAGAAGAGCAUGUGGAGUAUGCACAGCUCACACAGCCUCCCCGGGCUAAUACCUACACACACAACCACAUCAUUAUCCACCCAGGAACUCUGAUUGAACAAGCUGAAGCGUACAGAGAGCUCUCGGGACACAACCUGAACCAGGCGAAACUAUGGCACUCUAAAAAGAAGGGCAUUGUAGCUGGGCACUAUGCCAAACAGGGAGCUAAAUACAGAGAACUAGCAGAAGAAGCUGAAAUGAAGCUGUUUGAAGGAACCGUCGUGAAAGAUAGGUUACGAGAUCUGAAGUUGAAUCCAGUGCUAGAUCUACACGGUUUCACCUUGAGUCAAAGCAAGUACCUCCUAAACAAGACACUCGAUCACUACAACCAAAAGAUAGGGCAAGAGCCGGAGUUUCCCCGGACGCUGACUGUAAUCACCGGUAAAGGACUUCACAGUGCGGGUGGAAUCUCAAAACUCAAACCGGGAAUAAAAGCUUAUCUCAACACGCUUGCUAUCCCUCUCACAGAGUUACGGGCUCCAGCAAUCGCUCACAAACCAACUAGACCUCUCGAAAUGAAAGAAAUGGGAACAAGCUUUGCAGACGACACAAAGCUGAUUGGGGCUAUCCAAGGAAUGAGUAGUGUAGAGUUACUGCAAGAUGAUCUCAACAUAGUCAUCGAGUGGUCACGUGUUAACAACAUGGAGCUACACGAACAGAAGUUUGAGGUUGUAAACUACCCCCUGAAUGGAUCAAAAGCUCUAAGAGAGCUCCUGUUCUACCCAGAAACUGUUGAGUAUACUACACCAAAAGGACACGCAAUAUCACCACAGGAAACUGUCAGAGACGUUGGAGCGUUGUACGUUCACAGCCAACAGAAAUAA